Scatophagus argus is the source of this 1572-nucleotide messenger RNA. RefSeq names its product dynein light chain Tctex-type 1-like. NCBI's taxonomy places the organism in Eukaryota, Metazoa, Chordata, Actinopteri, Scatophagidae. The record is from RefSeq and is a predicted model, not a curated record. Gene Ontology annotation, molecular function: dynein intermediate chain binding. The transcript is spliced from 5 exons. Gene Ontology annotation, biological process: microtubule-based movement. Gene Ontology annotation, cellular component: kinetochore; cytoplasmic dynein complex; cytoplasm. Bases 128 to 475 code for a protein of 115 amino acids.
AGUCUGCAGCUUCAGAUGGGCAGAAAUGUCUUUUCUGUGCUCUUUGUCUGUGAACAGGAACAAUAACUGAACCGACAGAACGGACCGUGGUGAUAAUAAAGAGCAGAGACCGCUGUUUAAGUGAGCAAUGGAAGAAUAUAACUCUGGAGAUGAGGUGGUCUUCAGUGCUGAUGAGGCCAGUGCCUCAGUUAAAGAGUGUAUUGAAGGUGUUAUUGGUGGAACAGAUUACAGCCAGAGUAAAGUGAAUCAGUGGACGGCCAGCAUAGUGGAGCAUUGUCUGACUCACCUGGUGAAACAAGGACGGCCAUUCAAAUACAUAGUAAACUGUACGAUCAUGCAGAAGAGCGGCGCUGGUCUCCACACAGCCAACUCCUGCUACUGGGACACUGCCACUGAUGGAAGCUGCACAGUGAGGUGGGAGAAUCGCACCAUGUACUGCGUGGUCAGUGUGUUUGCUGUUGCUGUGGCGCUGUGACAGCAGCAGCACAGAGCUGCACUCCGCUCUCUCUCCGCAAACACCCAUCAUGUGUGAAGCUGUGCUUGGAACGGCACCGAGACCAAGAAGAUCCUCUGACGAUACCCUCUGGUAGAAGUUCACGUAUAAGUAGCGUAUUUCUCCCCACAGGCUUGAAGAACGUAAGCUCAAGAUAUGAGUUCUGGUUUGUGAGUCGACGGCCUGCGUUGGUGAGCGGGUAUGACCAAGAGAAAAUGUUGCUUUGUGGGGACUAAAGUAAGAAAGACAUUUCAAACACCUGUUGAGAAGUGAAAACUUAAUAUUUUCUCUCGAUAUGUUCUCCCAAAUGUUGUAAUCUGCACAUGACGUGGAACUUAGUUUUAGCCGUGCUAGCAGCUGGCGUUAGCAGUGUCAGUCUACCGACUAUUGCCGUGACAUUUGAUAUGCACAUUCAAGCCCGCCCCAGGAUAGACUGUAAUAACUUCUGUGAUCUUCUGACUUUUCAUCUAGGAAAAAAUUAUUCUCAGGAUUAAAAUUCUAGUUUUUCCCCGAUACUUUUAUGGUCAUAUAGCUGCAGAACUCACAUUUUCAUCAGCCCCAGCUGUACUUUGUGUUUAAUGAAAUCAAAUGUUAGCAUGCUAAGAUGCUAAAAGUUGGUGAGUGUGAUUAACGUUUUACCAGAAUGUUAGCAUGUUGAUGUUUAGCAUUUCGCUCAAAGCAUUGCACUGCACAGUACAGCCACACAGAGCUGCUAGCACGGAUGUAGACUCUUGUUUUCUUUGUCUCUUUCAGCACAUUACAAAAUAAAGCAGUUUGGUAUUUGAUAAAUGUUUUUCAGUAGGUACCUGACUACUUGUAUAAAAUGUCUUUAUAUAAUGUUUAUAAAAUGUCUUAUAUCAUUAAAAUAUUAAAGUAGACAAGGGUCUACUUUAAUAUUUUAAUGAUAUACAUUAGUCUGUAUCUGACUGUGUGGAUUUGAGUGUUUCAGUAGUCAUUCCCAACAAACGCUGCACUUUUUCUGUCAAUUCUUCUGCAAAACCGUGUUGACUCUGUAGGUUGUUUUGUAAAUUUGUUUGUUGGACCAUCUUCAGUGCUGUCAUUAAAUCUAUUUAACAACC